AUGGGCAACUCUAAUUAUCUGCAAAAGAUCACCGAUAUUAAUAUUGCAAAAUACACCGAAGAUAAUUGGGAAUCUUUAAGACACGAAUGGGAACAUUACGCUAAAAGAGAUACGUUAUGUCUUGGAGCUUGUUUGAUAAAAUAUAACAAAGUUAUGAAAGAAGUUGUAUUCCAGAAUAUUUCCAAUAAUCUAACGGAUCCUUCUUUAUCUUUAAAGGGUUGGUAUUAUUUAUAUCAUUACAGUAAAGAAAUGGUAGAAGAAGAAUGGAGUGAAACACCAAGUGAUAAUAUAAUUGAUUUAUUUAAAGAAUAUAGUAAAAGUAAAAAAGAUAAAACGGAAGUUAAUUCAAAACUUAAAAAAAUAAAAUGUACUAAAUUAAUGGCCUUUGAUGCUAACGGUUUGUACGCUUCCGCCAUGUCGGAUUUAGAUAGCGAAUAUCCAAAAGCGGAAAGUGGUAGACCGUUUCUACCGAAAGAAAAUAAAGAAUUUGUUAAGCUCUUUAAUGAGCAGAAAUUCAGACCUAGAACGGCUAUUUUAAAAGUCUGGUUUGAAUAUCCUACCAAGAUGUUCUUCCAACUCAUACCAGCUAAAGAUAAAAUUAUUUUUACGAACAAAGAAGGUAAUAAGGAGACUGGCACUAAAAGUGGUUUCUGUUCAGAAGUUUUAACAUCGGUCGAUAUUCAAGAAAUAGUUAAAGCCGAUGGACGAAUUAUUAAAAUAUUAGAUGGUAGUAUACGAAGAAAAUUCCACCAUAUAGAGAUUAUAUUUUAA
This is a messenger RNA of Lottia gigantea (owl limpet), 771 nucleotides long. RefSeq lists its product as hypothetical. The coding region runs from base 1 to 771 and encodes 256 amino acids. Lineage: Eukaryota; Metazoa; Mollusca; Gastropoda; Lottiidae. The transcript is spliced from 2 exons. The record is from RefSeq and is a predicted model, not a curated record.